Molecule: messenger RNA, 267 nt
Organism: Arxiozyma heterogenica
Lineage: Eukaryota; Fungi; Ascomycota; Saccharomycetes; Saccharomycetales; Saccharomycetaceae
Gene: ACB1
Product: long-chain fatty acid transporter ACB1
Exons: 1
Coding region: 1-267 (88 amino acids)
Biological process (GO): fatty acid metabolic process
Molecular function (GO): fatty-acyl-CoA binding
Source: RefSeq, a predicted model, not a curated record
AUGGUUUCUGAAUUAUUUGAAAAGAAGGCAGAAGAAGUCAACCAUCUACCAACUAAACCAACUACAGAUGAAUUAUUGAAAUUGUAUAGUUUAUACAAACAAGCCACCGUAGGUGAUUGUAACACUGAAAGACCAGGUGUUUUCAAUAUCAAAGACCGUAAGAAAUGGGAUGCUUGGCAUGCUUUAAAGGGUACUUUGACACAAGAAGAAGCUGCUCAAAAAUAUAUUGAAUUUGUUGACGAAUUGAUUGCUAAAUAUUCUUCAUAA